AUGGUGGAAGGAGAGUGCGAUGCUGUGGAUCUGAAUUUGGGCUGUCCCCAGCGCAUCGCAAGGAGAGGGGGCUAUGGAGCAUUCCUGAUGGAUGACCUGAGCAGUGUGGAGAGCAUUGUCUCAACUCUUGCACAGGGUCUGUCAAUUCCUGUGACUUGCAAAAUCAGAGUAUUCCCUGAUCUGGAGAGGACAUUGGAAUAUGCCCGCAUGCUGGAACGUGCGCAAUGUGCCAUGCUUGCUGUGCACGGAAGGACACGAGACCAGAAAGAUAACAAUGCCACAAGGGCAGACUGGGAUGCCAUCAGCGCUGUGAAGAAUGCCGUCACCAUUCCUGUGCUGGCCAAUGGGAACAUCCGGGAUCUAGAGGAUGUUCGCAGAUGCUUGGAAUACACUGGGGCAGAUGGUGUGCUGUCUGCACAGUCUCUUUUGGAGAAUCCUGCCCUCUUUGAUGAGAAAUGUUUCCAGCUGGACAGCACAGCAGAUCCAUUGAGAGGAUGUCGCUUGUUGCGAGAGUACUUGCAACUGGCAGUGCAACAUCCUGUACCAAACAGAAUGAUGAAGACACAUGUGUACCGUCUUCUGGGGGACUGGUUUUCAGAGUUCACAGACAUUCGAGAGCAGCUCAAUCGUGACAGGAGCUCAUCAUUUCAAGAAUGCUUGAAUUUUCUCUCGUCGAUUGCAGACGCCGUUGAACGACGAAUAGCUGCAUCUGGUCGUGACCAUCCCAUACCAGUGCCCAUAGAACGGAAGUCUGCGAUUGAGCGUCAGGAGAGGAUACAAGCAGCCAGAGAGGAACAACGCAGGGAAGAAGAGAGCCUAGCUGAAAUUGGUGUCAAAGUCCAGUAG
This is a messenger RNA of Ostreobium quekettii, 846 nucleotides long. NCBI's taxonomy places the organism in Eukaryota, Viridiplantae, Chlorophyta, Ulvophyceae, Bryopsidales, Ostreobiaceae. The record is from the annotation of a GenBank genome assembly.